UCAUGAACGGAUAAUAAUAAUGUCAGAUUCAGAGACGAGUAACCGCCUUCUACUGCUAUUUGAAUAUGCCUGAUUGGUUUGAAAGUAUUAGCUAUUAAGGAUACCUUUGUGUAAAUAUUUUAUUACAUUUUUGGUUAUUCUCCGGAAUUUAAUUUCAAAUAAUUAAAGUAAUUACAAAUUACUUUGUCGCAGUCCAUAGCAGUAGAGAAAUAAUAGCGAAAAAAUCAUGAAGAAUAGGACCUGGAUGGAAUGGUUUGGUUUGCCAUCGGGUGUCACAUAUGAAGACGUCGAAGAAAAAAUUGGUGAGCCAUAUCCAAGUUUGGCAGAAUUUUGGAAAUGGGCUCUGAUUUUUGGCGCUGCACUGUACAUUUUUAGAGAUUACAUCCUCAUCCCAUUAAUUCUGAAGCCUCUUGGCCUGAGAGCUGGCGUCAGGUCUCGGCCGUACGCUGCCCCACCGCCCAACAAAACUCUUGAAGAUUUGUAUGCUGUAAACCGAGCGCGACCGCCGCGCCAAAUGCUGACAGCGGCCGCGUCGCGCAUCAACUGGUCGGAGCGAGCAGUCGAAAGAUGGCUUCGGCAGAGAGCUUUAUCUUCGCAAAUGACAACGCUGGAGAAGUUCUGUGACAUGGGUUGGCAAGGUUUCUUCUAUAGUUGCUUCUUCAUCGCAGGCUUGUUCAUAGUUUUACCACAAGAUUAUGUUUGGGAUUCCUCUUUGCUCUUCGAAGACGUUCCGUAUCAACAAGUUCCAGUCAUAAUUUGGUGGUACUGUGCCUUUGACUGCGGAUUUUACAUCACCCAAAUGUACACUCUGCUUGCCCUAGAUAAACGUCACGAUUUUUACAUAAUGUUAAGCCAUCAUCUGGCAGUUUUUCUUAUAAAUAUCGAUAACGUGUCCAUGAACGGGAUGAACUUACUAUCUUUGAGUGUUUUCAUCCACGAGGUAGCCGACAUACCUCUUGCUUUGGCAAAAAUGCUCGAUUACUCGGGCAGAAAAGAGUUCAAUACUUUCAGUGCGGUAGUCUUUGCUGUGGUCUGGAUAAUAACUAGACUUGUGCUUUAUCCAAUGAUGGUUAUUAAACCAAUUUUCACAAAAUAUUUUACUUUAGGUUUCCGUAUUUGGCCGGCACUUUACUUGGGAUCGGCUUUAUCUCUUAUUUUGCUUUUCCUUCACUGCAUGUGGACCGUGGAGCUCGUCAAAGCAAUAAAAAUGAAAUUAUCUAAGGAUAAAGGCUUCGCAGACGUUAGGUCAUCUGGUGAAGAACUCUCUGAGGAAGGAAAUGUUACUGAAAACUCAAAUUUGGGCACUAAAGUCCGAAACAAAGCUGGUGGUUCACUGGAUAAGGAUAAUGGGAGACAGCGCAAAGUCAUUCGUUCCGUCAUCUAAUCUUACAAAAUUUUUAUUUAUAAGUGAAACUUGAAUUAUUGUGGUGUCUAAGUAUUAGCCAAAUGAAUUAAAUUUUUUCCCAGGUGUAUCAGAACAUGAACAUAAAUUUGUUAUAAUCUAAACGUUAUUGUAUGCACGUUACCUAACAUCGUUAGUCUAUAUACAUCCUGUACUCUUUAGAGUGCCUACUAUCUUAUAUAUGUCGGCGUUUAACGAAGGCUCGAGCUGUUUAUAGGAUCUUUUAUUUAAGCCUCGUUUCGUGUAAUUGUUUUCGACUCGACAUGCUAGAACUUGAGCACUUUUACCAUGAAUAUUUUUUGUAAGAACAACUUUAAAAUACGCUCAAGUUUUAGUGGUCCUAAAUAUAUCGCUCAUGCUCAUUUGAAACCGCUCCAUUUAUACGUUAUGUUAAAACUAUAGAGUUCAACGCUAGUAUUUAAAAAUACAUACCUUUUGAUAAAUCUGAUGAAUUAUCUACUCUUCACUGACCUGAAUUUGAUUUUGCUCGCAUCGCUUUGAAAAUUAUGGUAAAAUUAAUCAUUUAUUCGUUAGCUUUAUCUUCGCCUGGGUUCCUGAGUCUACAUGUGUGAAAGUAGAUUGGGAUUUUUAUUCCCGUUAAAAAGCUCGUUCCAGCAAUUAUUAUCUAUCAAAACAACGCAAUUUGCAUCAUAGCUUCAAUCGUUCAGCUCCAUUAUAACACACGUAAGAUGAGAACAAAUGUUUGAUAGCACUUUCCUCCCUAAUAAUGCUAGGAAAUGUGAACCAUGUAAUAUGUGAAGAAUGUUGUUGCCCUCUUCACUUUGGUCGAACGAAUUUCGAAUUGUUUCUUCAGGAGCGAUUUUUCAAUGAACCAUAUAUAGGUAUUUCCAAUUUGAUAAUUGUAUUCCCUCAAUACCAAAGAGAUUUAGGACAUGUCGAUUCAAAUGAUAAGGCGUAUUUAGAGAAAAUAGCUCUUUGCUGACACUAUUCUUAUAGCGAUAUUUCUACUAUAGCAGACAUUUUCUUAGCGCAGAGUUAUAUAUAGUUUCUAAUUAUCAGAGAAUCUCCGUUCAGCUUCAUUAUAUGAGCUAUGUCAAGAUUCAACAAUGCCUGCACAAAUUUUCGAAGAUAAUUGCAAUUAUUUGCAUUCAUUCGUGAAUAAUUAAUUGAUGAAUAAAUUCAAUCGGAAUAUUGUGAAUAGAAAUAUUUCAAUGGAUUUUUCAUAAGUCAAACAGCUCAUUAUUCACACCAACAAUUAAAACAAUUGAGUACAUUUCUCAAAUAUUUGCCUGAUAAUUUUUUAGUUCUUUGCAGACACGUAAACCACUAAUUUUAAAUCUUUAUUCUACCGGAUUCUUUUGAAAUUUUAAUUAAUGCUCUUCGGCGUCGUUAAUAUUACGAUGAGACGGUGAGCCUUUUUGCUCGUUGAGACCGUCUGGUGGAAAUAUGUAUUAAAUUAGUAUGUACACAUUGGAAAAUUAUGUAAAAGACAAUUUGUAAACGAAUUCCAUGAAAUAUUGUAUGCGUAUAAAAAACGAUGUAAUAAACUAUAUGAGUUAUAGCAACUAAGCAUUGUAAGUAAUAACAUGACCAUGGGUUGAAAUGGCUACUUCAAUAAAUAAGAUUCUCGAUCACGGCGGCUGUAGUUUUAAAUAAUCCUUCCUCUCUUCAAGUUUCGUCAGAAAAUCUUGCUUCACUGCUUGGUGAAUUUAGAUUACCAUUCUCAUAUAAUCCCGAUAAAUCUAGGAGAGUUAAUCAUCAUCAUCAUUAGAGUUAAUCAUCAUAGUUAAUCAUUAGGAGAGUUAAUCAUUAAUUCCUUCACUAACAAUUGAUCAAAAAACUAUGAUUUAGUUUUCAUUAAUUUAAUGUUUGAUAAAUUUCGGGCAUAAAUUUUCCAUCCUCACCUGCUCUGUGCCACAAAUGAUUUGGGUGACGUUUGAAGUAGUUUUAAUGUGCACAUUCCACGUGAAACUAACAUCUCGCCCAAUACUUAACUCCACUUUCUCUGAAGAAUUUGUGCCAGUUCGUUGCCUGACCUCACGGCAGCAACUCCUAAGGUGCUGCUUUGGGCCAGAUUCAUUGUUGAAACUCUCCUGUCUACGCUUCAAGUUAGAUAGUAUGGACUAACCUUUUCAAGAAUCUUUGGCUCCUGUUCACCUUGGAAACUAUGGAUUAAAGCCACCCAUGGAAGCUUAGCUUGAGCUCGGUCGGGACUUUGGACGCAUGCGUGGGCACGUGCUGAAGUGGAUGUCGUCUGCGCUACGACUUACCUCGAUGGUACACCUGACGUUUUGGAUGAUACCACUACCUUGACCCCGGCAUCUUACCUCUGCGCGGGCGUGGAUCAGCUCCAAGAAGCGGCACCUCACCAGCGAUUCACCGAAGGAUUUUUUAGCACUUCAGAAUUUUCGGGUUGGGCAGACGCAGGAGCGAGUUGCGGCUCCUUUGCCUCUUCACGCUUAUUGAAGAGGAGCCGCUACCAAAAUUAGGCAGCACCAAACUAACUAUCUCGUGGAAUUGAUGGCUAUUUAUACCAUCUUGAAACUUUUUAAAUAAAGAAAUUUCU
Messenger RNA from Hyalella azteca, 3929 nucleotides. Its product is annotated as ceramide synthase 5-like. The transcript is spliced from 2 exons. Gene Ontology annotation, molecular function: sphingosine N-acyltransferase activity. The coding region runs from base 227 to 1384 and encodes 385 amino acids. The record is from RefSeq and is a predicted model, not a curated record. Gene Ontology annotation, biological process: ceramide biosynthetic process. Gene Ontology annotation, cellular component: membrane. NCBI's taxonomy places the organism in Eukaryota, Metazoa, Arthropoda, Malacostraca, Amphipoda, Hyalellidae.